AUGGAGUUCCAGCUGCAGUUCUGCCUAAGACAGCUUAAAUUCCAUCAACCAUUCUGGCCAGAACAACCUCUUUAUACUGAGAUAAUUGUUAAAGUCUUCACCAGUCUGAGGCAAGAAAAGAAAUUACUUGGGAGAUAUUCCUCACCCAAAUUCACAAUCUGGCACGCUCAUACACCAAAGAAAGCUGACUUGUUGACCAAACCAUGGUUCUCAGGGCAGUGGGGAACUUUGCCCUUCCACCACAGGAGUGAUCGUAAAACAGGUGAACAAUUUGGCACGCCCAGUGGGACUUCUCAGUAUACAUAUUCUCACAGAAUUCGUCUCAAAUUUAUAAAUAUUGGAAGCUCUAGCCAGAAUCCACACUACGACAUGGAGAUAAACCAAGUGGCUCUCAGGGAAGGACUUGAGUCAAAGGAGAGUGAUGCCCGGCACUUAGCGCACGGCAGCACAGGAAGCAGAAGAUCCAGGACCGGCUCCAGAAGGAUGAACCUGAUACAGGAAUCUGUGGUACGACAAGAGGUCACAACACAAAGGAGCCAGGACACUCUAAAUAAUAUGACAGCCAUGAUGCAAUGUCAGGUCAAUAGGCAGUUCAGGAAGGACCGUGAGGCUGCCAUGGCCAGAAUUCAAAAUCCGGAUGCUGUAGUCCAGCAACUAGACCUUCCCUAUGGUCCCCCACCAGGAUUGGCAUGGCCAUAUCAAGAGAAUCCUCUUAUUGCACAGAUAGUUGGGAUGCCAGAACGUGGGGAAAUUCAGGCUGGACAAAGAGGAGGAGCCCUUCCUGUCCAAGAGUGUCAGGCCCUAAUUCGGCCGGAAAGCCCUGCACCAGGACAAAUUUAG
Molecule: messenger RNA, 840 nt
Organism: Prunus armeniaca (apricot)
Lineage: Eukaryota; Viridiplantae; Streptophyta; Magnoliopsida; Rosales; Rosaceae
Source: the annotation of a GenBank genome assembly